Effrenium voratum is the source of this 1113-nucleotide messenger RNA. The record is from the annotation of a GenBank genome assembly. NCBI's taxonomy places the organism in Eukaryota, Dinophyceae, Suessiales, Symbiodiniaceae.
GGGACAGAGACAUGAAGUAGCAGAAUUCGCAUUGAUGCGCUGUUUCAGUUCUUGACAUGGCGAGUCCAAAGCGACCCGGCGAGCAUGAUGAACAUGUCGAACGUCUUCGAGAUUUGAAAUGUCGCUUACAUGAUGUAAGUUCUCGUGAGCAGCUUAUGAUAAUUGGUGCACGAGCAGCAGAGGUCCAUUUUCCAGAGUUUCCUGAGCUGGGACACUUCUUCCCACAUCUUCAUCUCAAUUCACGCUCGUGCAGGGCAGCCUUGGUGCGGUUUCUUUGUUCCAAGGUGCUGCACUAUAGCCUUCUCUUUUUGCUGCUUGUCGAUACACUGCUGGUAAUGGGGGGACUGCAGAUGAAGAUCGAAGUUGUCGCCCUACAGGGUAUGGCCGUUGGCUAUUGUUUCAAUGCUGCUCUGGAAGGCAACUUCUCUAGCAUUCACCAUCACGACUUCAGCAAUGUAGCUGGUGCCUUGGAGUGUGUGAAGGAGCACUCCACUUUCAAGACAGCGGAGAUGCUGGAGAGCAUGGACUUUGUCUUCAUCGUGAUGAGCAUUGCCAUCCUAAGCAUUUUCCUGAUGGAGAACAUUCUCUUCAUCGUGGCCUUUCGCUGGAAUUUCUUCAAAAUCAUGUUUUUCCCCAUGGAUUUGCUGGUGGUUCUCUUGUCCUUGGGCACUGAAAUCCUGAGCCUCACCAGUCCGGGCCUGGAAGCGGUCGAAAGCCCUUUGCAGACCAUGGGCCAGAAGGCCAGUAUGGCCAGCGGGGCGGUCUCUCCGCUGGUGGCGAUUCUGAUCCUGGGCCGCUUUUGGCGUUUCUUGCGGAUUGGCCACGCGGUCUAUUUGCUGCAAGGAUCUGAGGAGCACGAGGAUACUCUCAAGCAGCACUACAAAGAGGAAAUCUUGGCAACAAAAAGAAACGAUGAUGAUGAUGAUGAUGAUGAUGAUGAUGAUGAUGAUGGCAUUACCUCGCCGUGUAGAAGCCGCGCAGAUUUGCCAAACAUUCCAGGUGAAGGUGGCUGGGUUGUCACUGAGGUGUCUGAGCUGUAGGCCAAAGAGGCUUCGGCAUGGCUUUCUUCCAUAUGGGUGUCUCUUUUUUGAGGAUUCCACUUUGGGUUGGUUU